Molecule: messenger RNA, 1612 nt
Organism: Drosophila nasuta
Lineage: Eukaryota; Metazoa; Arthropoda; Insecta; Diptera; Drosophilidae
Product: cilia- and flagella-associated protein 36
Exons: 3
Coding region: 430-1332 (300 amino acids)
Cellular component (GO): ciliary base; axoneme
Source: RefSeq, a predicted model, not a curated record
UGUAUUGUAUAUGAUAUGCUGUCUAAAUACCCCUAAUCCUAACUCACACACUCACACACUCACACACACACAUACGAUACCUAACAUACAACAUACAUAUUAUACAUAUACACACACAACAACAAAUAUAUAUAAUUUGAAACAUCUCUAUAUUAUGAUUGAGUAAAUUAAAUCAUAGUUUUUAAUAGUUUUUAAACAAAAACAUAAAUUGCAAAACUUUUCAUGCGUUUUACUUUCUCUUCUCCCUAAACUCUAUACUAUAUACCCUAUAAUGAUUACUUUAUGGGGCGGGGUGGGUUGGUUGGUUGCCAUGGCAAACAUUUCAAGGACCAAACAGAAAGCAACUCGUCAUAGCUCUGACGCCAUUUCUAUUGUAGCUGCAAUCUAGUCGAGAUUGCAAUAAUAUUUCAACAAAAAAUACAACACGAAAUGUCUGCUGAGGAUUCCUGGGUAUUUGAUUCUCUCGUCUGUUUUCUGCACGGACCUGUUUGGAAUGCACCGCUUCAGACCUUCAUCGAGCAGAAAUCGCUGGUCUUUGAUCCCAAUUUGCAGGCGGAUGAAAACAAUCCGGACAUAAGACAAAUCUAUGAGGAAUACAAGAAUCUGGUGGACUUUAUGCUAGGUAGUUUCAUGGAGGAGAUGCACAUUACCCCGGAGCAGUUUGAACUGGCUUGCCUCGAGGGCAGACAGCAAGGACAGGGCGAGAAUCCAUUUCAGUUCCAUCAAGUGUUGUUUCAGCAGAUUUGGGCAGCCAACGAUUUGAAGAUCUUCAUACGCAUGAUGACCCAACGCAAUGUGGAGCUGCAGCUGCAGGCGCUGGACUUGAUUGAGAAGCAUCAGCUGGCUCAAAGUCUCUCCGACAGCGAGAGUGCCACAGUCACAGACGAUGCCGCUGGCGAUGUGGAUGUGGACCAAUUGAUUGCCAAAACCGUGUCGGAUGACCUCGAGAGUCCCGAGGCUGCUCUGACACCCGAACAAGAUGCCAAUCUCGAGCUGGUCAACGAUAAGUUUCAGCGCUUGAAUCUCUUCUUCGAGCAGGAGGACAAAGUGGAUCCCAACGAUGUCGUUUCACGGCAGGAAUACUUGCGUCAGCAGCGCGACAAAAUCGUCGAGAUCAAGAAGCAAACACGGGCCAAGCAGCUGCAGGAAACCGUGGCACGCAGCACACCAGCUGGAGGAGCACGUCCCAGCUCAGCACAGGUGGCACAGCAGCUGCUCGAAGGCGACGAGUUGCCGCCGUCGCCUCCAGCAGAUGAGGCAGAGAAUGCAGCGUUGCAACUGCGACGCACUCUUGCCAAGCGGCUGCGCAACGAGGUUGUGGAGCACCAAUGAAGGAAUGGAAUGGAAUCCAACGAUUUACACAUUUUAAACACUUUUAUUUUGCAAGUCUAGUUUGGCGCGUCGUGUGUGUGUGUGUGUGACUGUGACUAGUAUGGACUGGGAGUUGACUCUAUGUCUAUUGCAGUUGCCUUUGUUAUUUGUGGUACAAGGUAAUACGCGCGUCUCGAUGUAGCCAAACAUCCACAAACACACAUACGCACACACCUCGAGGUGUAGUGUGUGUGUGUGUGCAUUGUGGGUGUGUGGCAGCUACUUUAAUUUGGUUAAGCGA